Entelurus aequoreus (snake pipefish) is the source of this 1701-nucleotide messenger RNA. It is a transcript of the gene sgcg, whose product is annotated as sarcoglycan, gamma. Lineage: Eukaryota; Metazoa; Chordata; Actinopteri; Syngnathiformes; Syngnathidae. Gene Ontology annotation, biological process: cardiac muscle tissue development; heart contraction. The record is from RefSeq and is a predicted model, not a curated record. The transcript is spliced from 8 exons. The coding region runs from base 172 to 1050 and encodes 292 amino acids. Gene Ontology annotation, cellular component: sarcolemma; sarcoglycan complex.
AGUAGGAGCGCCGUCUGGUGUCAGGCGGGUGCAUGAGUGGAUUUAUGGGCCGCAGCUGUUGAGCGGCUGUCAGACGUGUGCAAGCCAGGAUCUCCUCCGCUGCUUCUGCUGCUGCUGCUUUUGGUCCACACACUGUCGUGUAGAAAGGAGGGCGAUUGAACAAAGUCGCAGAUGGCGGGCGAGCAGUACAUCAGAACCACCACAGAGGGGAGCAGCGUGCUAAGGCCUAUGCCUGAGCACGUCUACAAGAUCGGCAUCUAUGGCUGGAGGAAGCGCUGCCUUUACCUCUUUGUGCUGCUGCUGCUCAUCAUCCUGGUCAUCAACCUGGCUCUCACCAUCUGGAUCUUCAGGGUCAUGUGGUUCAACUCGGAAGGGAUGGGCCUCUUGCAGGUCCACUCUGACGGCGUCAAGCUGGAGGACGGCGAAUCCGAGUUCCUGCUGCCACUCUACGCUCAGGAGAUCCACUCAAGAGAAGAAUUACCACUUCUUGUACACUCGGAAACGGAAAAUGUUUUCCUCAACGCCCGAGACGAAAACGGCAACGUGACAGGGAGGAUGUCUGUUGGUCCAAGACAGGUUGAGGGACACACUACCAACGUGGUCCUCAGUGCCCACAAUGACAACAUGCUGUUCAGUGCAGACGGCAAACAGACUGUGAUUGGACCUGACAAACUGCGCAUCACAGGCCCUGAAGGAGCUUUGUUCCAACAUUCAGUGGAAGUUCCUCUUCUCAAGUCUGAGUUAUUGAAAGACCUGAGGUUGGAGUCUCCCACUCGCACGCUCAGUAUGGACGCUCCAAAGGGAGUUCAUCUGAAAGCCUUGGCGGGAAACAUCGAAGCUGCAUCCAACAUGGACGUUGUCCUGCAGUCCAGUGUAGGACUGUUGGUGUUGGACGCGGAGACGGUGCGCAUGCCCAGCCUGCCCCAAAGCCAAGGAGGCGUUUCAGGCAACGCUCAGGGUCUUUAUGAAGUUUGCGUCUGUCCCAGCGGAAAACUCUUCCUGUCCAAGGCGGGCGUCACGUCCACUUGCAGUGACAACCAGGAUUGCUAGGAUUUGUUCAGUGGUCUUUUGUUUUGUUUUUGAACUUCGUAUGCGUGAUUGGACCUCCCACCAGCAGGGGGAGUGCUUGCUGGAGGACCUCCUUCCACACUGGUGAUGUCAUGGCUGGGCAAAGAGGAGCUGCUUUAACAGCUUACAUCCUAUGCAAUAUAGUCUUGUGGUGCAAUACAUGAAUAUAUACUGUAAGUAGUCGUGAUUUAUCAUGUGUAGCAUGUUUCACUUUGAAAUGAGAAUAAUUGUUUAUAUAAAUUGUGUAAAAGCUCACGAGGCACACCUGCAACAUACAAUUAGAUCAAAAAGCACAAUAAUAAAUGUAUUUACUGUAUUGACCCAAGUAUGUGAUGACCCUUCUUUUUUAGACUUUUUCUUUGGGGAAAUAACUUGCAUAUUUGUGUCAAUACAGUAAUAAGUAUUAAACAUUAUUCUUUUUUCACCGAGGCACAUUUUUACCAUGUAAUGGAUCAGUUAUGGUGCAGGUGUACCUCAUGUUGUGGCCAGUGGGAAGCACACUUGAAAUUUUUGGGCUCUCACUUUGUGUUAUUACGGUAUUUUAUUGAUCUACUUUUAGGCUGUUGUGCAUCAUACUGUAAUUAUUGAUUAUUUGCUGGUUCAAUAAAGUAUGUGCUAUUCUUCUACAGUGCA